Molecule: messenger RNA, 2960 nt
Organism: Vitrella brassicaformis
Lineage: Eukaryota; Vitrellaceae
Source: the annotation of a GenBank genome assembly
CUGAAGUCCGUCUGUCUGUCUGUCUGUCUGUCUGAAGGGACGAACGGGUCCGUAGUGUGUGUAUGCGGCGAUGGAUGUGUGUACGAUCUGCCGGCCGGCAAAGUGGGGUGGGCCGGCAAAGUGGGGUGGGGUGAUUCUGCCGCACAGAGACCUCAUUUACUCGUAAGCCAAACUGACAACAUGACACGCACGACAACGAGUGUGGCCCGCGUCGUGCGCUUGCAUGUUGCUGAGCGCACCGCAUUCGUUUGGGAAUGAACAGCAUUGGGUGCUUGGGCGCCGGCGAGACGUCGAAGCGGGCCGUCGUGCACACCCGGGGGGGCGGUGUGGGGCACCUCUUGCGCUUGUUGUCGUAUCGGCUCUUGCGGCCGUCAUCCCACAGCUGCAUGACAUCAUCCCCCUGGCCCGACAACUCACCCGAACGCUCACCAGCACAUACACCUAGACAGACGCACACAAAAGUGGUCGGAGCGGUGGUGUCUCUUUCUGUCUUCCCCUUGUGCUGUGUGUACCUGCACCGCUUUUAUUGUUGUUGUCACUGUGAUGUCCCCCGUCCAGCCGCCCCGAUGUGCCCUCCUUAUGGCUGUCGUGUUUGUUGGCGCUGCCUGCCGGUGUGCUGCUUUCGCGCUUGACACGGCGGGCAGGGGAAGCGGCCUUGGGCUGGGGCGUGCGGGGGGCUUCAUCAGACACAUCCACAGCCAUACCGGUAGCUGCCGGACAGAGGGGGAGAGACACAUAGGCAUGGCGGCAUAGGGAAAGCCUUUGUUGGUGUGCGAGUGUUGGGUUGAGUUCCUCACCAUGUUUGUCAUGGUGGUGUGUGUGUGUGGCCGUCGAGGGGUCGGCCAUCGUGUGUAUCGCCAUUGAGUCGGACGAGUACUGCUGCCCAAUACCUGCACACACAGACACAGAUUGGCUCGCGAACGUCACACCCUUCAUCAAUUCAGUCGUGUCUCAUGACCUUCCACGAUUUUUGCGAUUUCGAGCAGACUCUUGACAUCCUCACUCACACGGGGGGGCGGCUGCUGCCCCCCGCCAUCACGGUACACGUCAUACGCUGACACAAACCACCGACCAAACCAACCAAAAGAUACAUAUGACCCCCGCUGCCCCCCCACCCCCCCACGCACCUUUGUUCGUCCUCCACGGCGGCAGCGGGACCGAUGUGGUCUUGCCGCGACGACGCCUUACGGGCUUGCCACCGUCACCCACACUCCCCUCACCCCCACCGCCCCCAGCGCCAUCCCCACCACUCAGCACGGCAGACGAUGCGUGUGUGUCCUUAGCCACCGGCAGCGGCACCAUGUCACACACGGGCUCUGUGGGCGGCCGGAUGAUCUCGGGACACCCAUGGUCAACACCAGACAAUGACUUCCUGCAUAUAUAGAUGGAUGGAUGGAGACAUAAGUGAAGAAGGGUAACUUGUGUUUGGUGUGUUGGGGUUGCCUGUGUGGGUCCUUGAGUAGUAGCAUGUCGUGUGUGGCGUCGUAUGGGCUCAGCACGAUGGCCAUCUGGUGGGGCGAUGGCAACACGUCAGUGGCGGUGGGGGUGGGCGGGGCCGGCAACUCCUACAGAUGACAAAACAGACCUGUAGCUUAGUACUAUUGGGUGCAGUUCGUCUCCCUCUCUCUCUCUAGGGUUGCCUUUAUGUUGAUGAUAUCGAUGGCCGACAUCUCAUCGUGACAACUGAAGGCACAGCAGAUACAGACACGAGAACGCAUCCAUGUGUGUGUAUCGUCCCGCCCCCCCCCCCCCACACAGAGAGAUCAUUACCGAAUGACAGCGAAGUCAUUGCCUUCAACACAAUACGACAAACCUGUAUACCACACAUCACGCACACGGUGGUGUGAGGCCAUCUCUGUCCGUGUGUGGUGUGUAUGGUGUUGUUACUGCGUGAGAAUCGUGGUAUGAUGCGUUUGGAGUAGGCCGCCCGCUCGACGCUGUCCGUCAGGCUCUGCAGAUCCCAACACACCGGCUUGUUCACCACCACCACAAACAACUGAACACACAGACAAACGCCAUGACGCAUCCACACACCUCACGCCCCUCUCCCCCUCCCCCACUUGGCCUGCUUACCGUGCGUCUGUCAGCGAACAUGACAUUGCUGUCGGGCCAGAAGUGCGCCUUGAAGAACGGAUGGUCAUGCUGGUGCUGGUGGUGCUGGGGCUGGUGGUCUGUGGGCGGGGUGUGUGUGGGCGGGGUGUGUGUGGCACUGGCAGAGGUGCCCGGUGCGUCGGGUGAGGAGCUCUCGUGUGAGGCGUCCAUGGUGUCGAGGUGCAGCAGGGCGGGGAAGGCCUUGCCAUCGCGCCGCUUGUGGCUCAGCUUCUCCCACCACUGGCUGGGGUACUCACUCGCCAACUCGGACCUGGUUAAUCAGAACACCGUCAUGGCGAGUGUGUUGGUGUGCGUGUGUGUGGACGUACUUGUGCGGGCGGAGCUCACAUUCUGAGUGUGCAUGUCUGCAUUUGUCCCCCUUGCUGCACACACCGCUCCACUCGUAGAAUGGGCAGAGGACCUCCUUGUAGCCAGGACCCGAACGCAACUCCUGCACACAACAGAUGCACACACAUGGGGAGAAAACGGGUCGCCGUCAUGCGUGUGGUAUAUUAAGUACCUCUUGGCCGUGGGCGAAUGAGCAGAUGGCGCCCCGCGGGCAGUGACCGUUCGUCAUCACCCAAUCGCGGCAGAUGGACGUCUUGUACACUGCACACAGGUGCACAGCACACACACACACGGUUUUCUGUUCAGCCAUCCAUCCAUCCAUUCAUUCCGUCCGUCCGUCCGAUCGUCAAUGGCCCAUGUGCAUACGCCGGUGGCUGGGCGACAGUGUGGAGCCUCGGGGGAAGGCCGGCAGCGGCGGGCCUUGCAGAGCCAUCGGCAGACCAAUGGAAUGGACGACGGCCGGGCCUUCGGAGCCGCUCGCAGAUCUCACACGAACGGAAGAGCGGACCAAGAGAACGAAC